Trypanosoma cruzi is the source of this 689-nucleotide messenger RNA. Its product is annotated as rac serine-threonine kinase, putative. The record is from RefSeq and is a predicted model, not a curated record. Gene Ontology annotation, biological process: protein phosphorylation. The transcript has a single exon. The annotation marks the transcript as partial. Gene Ontology annotation, molecular function: ATP binding; protein kinase activity. Lineage: Eukaryota; Euglenozoa; Kinetoplastea; Trypanosomatida; Trypanosomatidae.
AUGUCCGUUGAAUACUCGGGCUAUCUUCAGAAGACGGGUGGGAAAUUCUACAAAAAGAACCAGACCCGCUAUUUUGAGCUCCGUGGCCCUGUGUUGUGCUACUGGAAGAGGCGUCCCUCUGGACCCCACGUUUCUCCAACGGGCACCAUCGAUCUUACCAACACUCGCCUCGUCGAGAACCCAAAGGACCCUAGAUCAUGGACAAUUGAGGGGGACCACCUCUCCAAGACGUUCACGCUUACUGCUGACACAGAGGAGCAGAGGGAAGCGUGGGUAAGGGAGAUGUCGAAGGUGAAACCAAAAAAUAGGGAACAGCCCAGUACGGCGGUUCAAAGCAGUGGUGACGUUCAUGCAGUCACUUUGUAUACUGGGGGACGUCAUAAAGUUUCCCUGGAUGACUUUGAACUUAAAGCUACCAUUGGGGCUGGUUCAUUCAGCAAUGUGUUUGUGGCUCGCGAAAAGAGCACGGACAAAGUGUAUGCUAUAAAAGAAAUGGGGAAGGAACUUAUUCAGCAACACAAUAUGCUUUCAAAUAUUGCCGCAGAAAAACACAUCCUACAAACGAUCAGUCACCCCUUUAUUGUGUCACUCCAUUACGCCUUUGAGACGAAGAAAUGCUUGUACCUUGUGCUUGACUUUCUGCCCGGCGGGGAACUAUUUUUUCAUCUUGCCAAGGAGAAGGUGUUGAC